UGAGCCUCGCCCUGUCAGUUGUGGCCAGAAGCUUCACCAAACAAGUGGCGAGUCGACUGCUAUCUUCGCAUUCUUCGGUUCUUGUUUCGUUUGAUUUGAUUCUUUUCUCCCCCUCUCUCCCCAGUUGAUUUGUUCACAACUCUCUCGGCGCUCAGGGACUUGGAACCGACGAUGGCUCAGUGCACCUCCGCUCACAUUUGGCUGUCGCUCCUGACUUUAUCGACUUUAUGGUUUACCAUUCUGGCAGCUCCCACGUCGGACAUUAACGUCAUGGUGGAUGAUCCUCAGCGCACUGGCUGUUUGUACGAUGGGAAAUUCUACAACGAAACCGAAGCGGUGGUGACCAAAGAGCCCUGCCUCAACUGCAGCUGCCGGAACGGGGCGUUGCGUUGUCAUCUGCAAGUCUGCCCGUUUUUGCACGACAUUUAUCCACCGCCGGCGGGUUGCGUCUUGGUCGAGAGGAAGAACGCCUGCUGCCCGAAAUUGCAUUGUCCCACCACCGGCGGAACCAGCGGCAAUCGCCUCCUGCGGAAAGAUUACACCGGCCAGGUGUCGGCUUGGAAAGUGCGCGAAGAUCUCCGCAAGAGAUUGGUGAAACAUCUGGCCAGAAGCGGCACAGAUAAGCACGGUUGCGUGGACGCCGGGACGUUGUACGCCGACGGCUCGGCCAUGAUGACGUCGUCGACGUGCGAAUAUUGUUUCUGUCUCAAAGGGAAACAGACGUGCGUCAAACCCAAGUGCGCCGAACCCGAACUGGAAGGAUGCACUCCGCGCUUCCGCGAUCUGGCCUGCUGUCCGACUCAUUACGAUUGCGCCAUGUCGACGACCAACACCACAUCCGUCGCAGCCAAAAAGAUCACCGCCGAACGUCGAGGCGACCGCGUUCGUCCGAUGACUGCCGCUACGACUGUCGGCAACAUGCGGGGGAAUGACCGCAUUAUCGAUUCGUCUUCGACGUUGACGUCGUCCUACCAUCACCAGAAGUUGGCGGAAUCGCGCGUGUUUCGAAAGAAGAUUCUUGUCAAACGAAACGUCGACAACCAAAAGAAGGAAGCCACUGCUGUCCUCAAUCAAAUGAAGGAGGAGGAACCCAUUGCCGUUACCCUAGGACCGGAUAGUUUGGCGGACGACCAUCCCAUCUCGUCAUUGGAUGCCAUCUCGGCCGCUUCCUUCUUCCAACAGGCGAUCGACGAAACGGCCGACAAUGACGUUCGACUCGACUCGAUUGAUCACGUCGGAGAACAACAUCCCGACUCGCUGGCCGUCGAAGGAUCCGUCGUGGAGAGCCGCGUUCCGGCUCCGGCCCUGCUCACGGCCAACACCGACGCACCGGAAGAAUCGGCGACGCCGGCGAUUAAUACGCCAGAGGAGGAAGAGAAUGUUCCUACCCCCGAAGAAGUCGAAGAUCCGAUUUCUUCCCGACUGGACGAGGAGCCCGAAUUGAUCACCGACGACGAGCUGGAUGCCGAAGCGGCCGAAAGGAACAUUGAAGUCAGCGUCUCGUCAUCGAUAUCUUCCGUUUCGCAGUCCACCAAUCCGGUCCGAGUUGUCGGGACCAAGGACGAGGCGAAUAAAACGAACGCCAGCACGGCCUCACCCAUUCCGGCGCCUCCUCCUCAAAGUAGCGCCAAUUUACUGCCCGUCGACAACAAGACGGCCAAACCGUUGGUAGAUGCCGGUAAAGUCGUUUCUUCGGCGCCAGGGCCUUCAGUUCCGGAAGAGGAAGAUUCUCUAGAUUACGACUACACCCACAUGGAACUGCCACCGUCACUACCAAAUCUUGAAAUCAUCCCGUUUGUUGCGGCCGACGCGGUCAUGGGCGUGGCCAAUUUGGAGGAAGACGAGCGGCUCAACUUGGGCGGUGUCAUCGAACAGCGCACGCCAUUGUCUCAGGCAACGGCUGUCGACGAAUUGACCAAGACAGCAGAAUACUGCUCAAAGGAUGGCAAAUUAUACAAUCACGGCGAGCUGAUCAAUAGCCAGCAGCCGGACGAGUUGGAUGAAGACCCUUGCAAUAUUUGCCGCUGCAUGUUGGGCGAGGUCGUUUGCCACGAAACGCAGUGCGCUCCGCUGCUGCCCGGCUGUCGCCGGCUUGACCAGCCCCAUUUCUGUUGUGGACAAGUGGUCUGUGGCGGAAACGUUGAUGACCGAGUGGAAACUUUGAACGCCGAGAUAACCACCAGUACAAUGACGCCCAGCGACAAGGUUCAGCAACCUAAAGAGAAAGUGGAAAAGGAGAAAGAACAAUCGAAGGCAGCCGACGAGACAUCGACGACGACUCCAUCGCCCUCACCGAUCCUGGCCUUCAAAGUGACUUUCCCGCCGCGACCGAGCAGCACCCUGCCUCCGCCACCUCCCACUCCGACUUUCCUCUUGCGGAGAUUCCCGACCAACCGGCCGACCGCCCGGCCAACUGCUCCGACGACGCCACCAAGGUCUUUUAACAGCAAAUUCAAUAAGCCGGCAAUCAACAAUCUAGUCGGAGUUCCAGCUCCUUUUGCUACAGGAGGUCUGAGGAUUGAUAGCUGCAACAUCUACGGCCAGAUGUACCGAGUGGGUCGCAUCAUCGACGAGCUGUCCGGACCGUGCGUCGAAUGCAAAUGCACAGAGAUCGGCGUCAAUUGCGUCAAUCUCAAGUGCUAAUUAUACCAGACUCUGGCGACUGCUGGCGUUUUGUAUCCGAUGAUCUGAGUCGUUCGCGCUCGCGCGUCCAGCAUAUAUGAUCGAGUGGUCUAUUCGGCACACUUCAUUACCAGCAUAUCACUAUUAUACAUCCUUUCAAACCUUUUUUGUAUUUUUUUCGGGGAUUCUUUGGCUUCCUUCGAUUUUUCUUAUUUGGCUUUGUUGUAUACUGUAUGUAUGUCGACUGGCACAAGCAUAUGACGCGCAUUUUUUUUUAUUUAUUUUUUUUAAUAAGGUGCUGUGCGAUGGUCUUCCCCUUUUUAUUUAUUUUUUUAAUUUUUUUUUUUUUUUUUGAAAUUUUGUAUUUCUUUUCUCGUGUUCUUCUUUGUUAAAUCCUUUCGCCCAAUGUUUACUGUAUGUCUACAAGUUUGGUCCGAUUGAACGAAAUAUAAAAACUGUGCAAUGAA
This is a messenger RNA of Daphnia pulicaria, 3089 nucleotides long. RefSeq lists its product as uncharacterized. Lineage: Eukaryota; Metazoa; Arthropoda; Branchiopoda; Diplostraca; Daphniidae. Gene Ontology annotation, molecular function: protein binding. The transcript is spliced from 13 exons. Bases 172 to 2643 code for a protein of 823 amino acids. The record is from RefSeq and is a predicted model, not a curated record.